UAGCCAUCUAGCAGGCUGAGAAACAUUUGAAGGGUAUCCGAUUCUCUGGGAACUGAGAAAACAGCUUACCUUUUCUAUGUGGAAAAAAGGUCAGAAGGCAGCUGCCAUUGAAUGAUAGCGAGUGCCUGUUUCCAAGACAGCAAGCACCAGGGGAGCCCCCAGAGGCAUUAGCAGAAAGCUUAAAUUACCUAAAUGACUGAUAAUGGUCUCCAGCUGCCAAAGAAGGCUGUGGACACCAAGAGAAAGGUAACCAUUUCUCGUCCCCGCGAGUGGAACUGGAUGCCUCUCGGGGCGCGCAGCAGCUGGCAGCAGGCAUGGCUGAACUUACAAGCUACAAGGACACCGCCUCCAGCCGCCACCUGCGGUUUAAGUUACAGAGUCUAAGCCGCCGUCUCGAUGAGCUGGAGGAAGCCACGAAAAACCUCCAGAAAGCAGAGGAUGAGCUCCUGGACCUCCAGGACAAGGUGAUUCAGGCGGAAGGCAGCAACUCCAGCAUGCUGGCGGAGAUCGAAGUGCUGCGCCAGCGAGUGCUGAGAAUCGAGGGCAAAGAUGAGGAAAUCAAGAGAGCGGAGGACCUGUGUCGGCUGAUGAAGGAGAAGCUGGAAGAGGAGGAAAACCUCACCCGGGAGCUGAAGUCUGAGAUCGAGCGGCUCCAGAAGCGAAUGGCCGAGCUGGAGAAGCUGGAGGAGGCCUUCGGCAGGAGCCAGAGCGACCGCACCCAGCUCUGGCUGAGUCUGAAUGAGGAGCGGAACCUGACCAAGAAGAUCUCCUCCGAGCUGGAAAUGCUCAGGGUCAAAGUGAAAGAACUGGAAUGUUCCGAGGACCGCCUGGAUAAAACGGAGCAGAGCUUAGUGUCAGAGUUAGAAAAGCUGAAGUCGUUGACUCUGAGCUUUGUGAGUGAGAGAAAAUACUUGAAUGAAAAGGAGAAAGAAAACGAGAAGCUCAUCCGAGAGCUCACCCAGAAACUGGAGCAGAACAAAAAACUGCACCGAGAUUACACCAGGAACGCUUCUAAUCUUCUGGAAAGGAACGACCUGCGGAUUGAGGACGGGAUCUGCUCCACGCCGCCGUGCAAAGAAUCGAGGAGGAAGGGCGCUCUGGACUAUCUGAAGCAGGUCGAGAACGAAGCCAGAAACAGAUCCGAAAACGAGAAGAACCGAAAUCAGGAAGACAACAAAGUGAAAGACCUUAACCAAGAGAUUGAGAAACUUAAGACACAGAUCAAACAUUUUGAAUUUUUGGAAGAAGAGCUUAAGAAAAUGAGGGCCAAAAACAAUGACCUUCAGGAUAAUUACCUAAGUGAGCAAAAUAAGAACAAACUCUUGGCCAGCCAGCUGGAGGAGAUAAAGCUACAGAUCAAGAAACAGAAAGAGUUAGAGAACGGGGAGGUGGAAGGGGACGAGGCUUUCCUGCCCGGCAAAGGCAGGCACGAGAGGACGAAGUUGAGAGGCCACGGGACCGAGGCGUCCAAGCACACGGCCCGGGAACUGUCCCCUCAGCACAAGCGGGAGAGGCAUCGCAACAGGGAGUUUGCGCUCAACAGUGACUAUUCUCCGGGCAACAGGCAGGCCUCCUCUCCUAGUUUCACCAACAGGAGGGCCGCCAAAGCUUCCAACGCCGGGGCGGCUGCGGACAGUGGGGCUCAGGAGACGAGGAGGGCGGAGGAGCGAUGCGGGUCGGGCUCUUCUCAGAGCGAAGGCAGGAAGGCCAGGGAGCAGCCGUCGGUGCUGAGCCGCUACCCGCCCGCGGCGCAGGAGCACAGCAAGGUUUGGAAGGGCGCUCCCAAGCCAGGAGCGGAGAGUGGGUUGAAGGGAAAAGUGGAGAAGACAACACGAACGUUUAGUGACAAUACCACCCAGGGGGCUGUGCCCAGUGACGUCCCGGGUAGAGGUGACAAGGCUUCUGACAGCUCCGCGGAGGCCCCCUUUGGCAAGAGGGGGCAGGUACCCGGCAACGGAAGUCCGUUAAAUCAGGCUGCAGACUGCGGCAGUCCUAAGGGGAUCGGAUCCCUGGCCUCGUCUCGGAGAUCUUCCUCGGAAGGACUCUGCAAGGGCAAAAAGGCUGCCAGCGGCCCAGAGGCGGAUAGCAGUGCCCCAAAUUCUAAGCCUCCACUCUUAUCAAAAUAUCCCUAUAGCUCCAGAAGCCAAGAGAACAUCCUUCAGGGCUUCUCAACCCCAAACAAAGAAGGCAUCGAUCAACCCGUAGCCGUCGUGAUGGAAGACAGCAGUCCGCACGAGGCCCUGAGGUGCCGCGUCAUCAGGUCCGGCGGCAGAGAGAACGCAGACUCCGAUGACGACGGGGAUGCGGCGUCUCUGGUUACUGCCAAGUUGGUGAACACAACCAUCACGCCGGAGCCGGAGCCCAGGCACCAGCCCAGCUCGAGGGAAAAAGCCAAAUCGCGAGGAGGCCUUAGAACCGCCCUGUUUGAGAAUGAUAAAGAUGUCGGGACAGAAAGUGAGUCCGUGAAGCCCGUCAGAGCCUCUGCCAAUGCUGUCGAGUUCCCAGAUGCCAACGGUGCUGGGGUCAAAAGCCAACGGCCCUUCAGCCCCAGAGAGGCCUUGCGGUCCAGAGCCAUCAUCAAACCCGUCAUCAUUGAUAAGGAUGUGAAAAAAAUUAUGGGAGGAUCUGGAACCGAGGCCGCCACGGAGAAGCAGAAAUGCACCUCGAAACCAGGCCCCAACAAGGUGACGAGCAGCAUAACCAUUUACCCCGCGGACAGCAGCAGCCCGCGCUGCAGCCCCGGCGAGGCGGCGCGGGAGAGGCACACGUCCACCAGCAACAUCCAGGUUGGGCCGGCGGAGCUCACGGCGCUCGGCAGCGCCGGCUCCCCCUUCCAGCUCUCCGUUCACAAACAUGACCUCGCCCUGCAGCUCACCGAAGCAGAAAGGACGGCAGAUGGGCCCCCGAAGAACAGGCCAGAAACCGUGGUGUCUCGGAGCAGCAUUAUAAUCAAGCCCUCGGAGCCCUCGGAGAGAAACAGCCACGCAGCCCCAGCGGAGACAAUCCGGUGGAAAAACCACAGCGCCCCUGCGGAAGGGGGCUCCGCGGACGCCAGGCACGUCACGGUGCGCAACGCCUGGAAGAGCCGGCGGGACUUGAACUCCUCGGAGGACCCCCCAGCCCGAGGAGGGAGAGGCGCCGAAGCCGCCGAUGCCUACACCCAGAGGGCCGCCACGGACUGCUCGGACCUCGGGCAGCCCAGGUCGCACGUCUGUGAGCAGGGCACUCCGAGGGCAGGAAGUUCAGGGGACGCCCCCGAGCUCGCCUCCAGAAGGACCCAGAGCAGCCUCACCGUGGCCGAGGUGCUCAGUCGUCGCAAUCGGGUGGGAGAUGCGGCCGCCGGGGCAGCCUGGAACCACGCGGCAGGCGCGGAGGACGGGGACGACUGCUCACCCGGUGUCCACAGGCGACCGCACAACCCCCUGGAGCGGUGUGAGCUGCCUGCGAAGCCGGGGCCCUCCGAGUCGGGGCGCGCCCGGGCCGAGGAGCGGUUACGGCCAGCCCGGCCCUGCGCCGAGGACAACUGAGCCGGCUGGGCGAGGUCUGCUGUCUCCUCUGCUCCCGCUUCUCCACUCUCCUGCCUUCCUGCCCUACGGAGGAUGCAAGGCCCGUGAACCCGGCUGGACGCCGGGCCUUGGCUGGGAGACGACGGCAGACCAGGCUGUGGCUCAGGUCGUUUUGCCAACUGGCCGGGGGGCUCCGAAACUACAAGCUGGACAUAAGUCACGCAGGCCCAGCCUUCCCCGAUGCAUGAGUCCUCUCUCCUCGUCCCUGUCCCCAGGUCGCACAGGCCCCGCUGGCCCCCGGAUGGCGAAAGCUACAGAAAGCCCUCGUACCCUCACCCCACAACAGCAGCCGAAGGCCCUUCUCUGCUCCUCGGUGGGGCAGAGGGCAGCCCUCCCGCGCGGCUAGUUUCUUAGUCUCCUCACCGCACCCCGUUCACUCCUUGUCAGCUCUAGGGGGCCGAGUACCCGCUGAGACUCAGCAGCCGUGGGCGCCACCGGGGCGGGGGGCACCCGCUCCUCUCAGAGCCCUUUGGCGUUCCUCGGACUUGGACAGCGGAAGAGGUCUGUGCUGCCUCUAAGGGACUGUGGGGGCAACCUUCAGGCUGCCGCUUCUCGGACUUGGCCCCCUGGGGCGGAACACACGGGUACCCACCUAUCGGAAUGAUGUCCUCCCUCCCCCUCCCCUGGCUCUCUGCUCUCCUUCCAAAGGCACCUGGAAGCGCACAGGCCUCACGCAUCUCCUUUCCUGGCACCGAUAAUGCUGCUGGCACUGCCCGCCCCUCUCCCUCAGCUGGAGACUAAAGGCCAACUCCGUCAUUUCCACCCUUUGGAAUAUUCCGGAACUAAACUGGGCCUGACCCAGCGGACUCUGCCUUCUAGAAGUGCCCAGCAAGGGGGAAAGUGGGCAGGGAGAAGCGUCUCCCGUCACUCCACAAAGCAAUAUUUCCAUGAGAGGCAUGGACUCGUUCCUCUUCGCGUGCCGGGGAGGAGGUGUUGCACUUUACCAGGCUGCGGCUUUCCUGCAGAAGCGGGCCCUUGGCUUCUGCGAACGGUCAUUAGGACUUCACUGGAGGACAGCUCAUACUAAAUGCCUAUCGAGGGCCCCAGGUUUGUACAGUGCAAAAUGCGGCAAAGCUUUCAGGAAGCCACACAAAUAAACAGUUGAUUAGUUUUCUUAUUUCCAGUCACGGGGGGUGGGGGGGCAUGACAGUUACAAAGAACCAUAUAUUCUUGGCACGGCUUUUUGUGUAACACUCAGUUCGAAGAAGGGGUCCCUUUCCGAAGGCUGCUUGUAAUGACGCAGACACUGUUCCUUCCUAGGGAAAGAGCAUAGCUAGGAGUCAGGAAAGCUUGAGUUUUCUUCAUGGCUUUGUACUGUGUUGCUGUGUGACUUUGGACAAGUCACUGUCUGUCCUCUUGGGGCCUCAGUUUCCUUAUCUGUAAAACGAAUUCUUUGAAAUGGUCUCUAAGGGUCCUAAGUGUGACAUUCUGAGAUUAUUCUGUUUACACUGUCCUGUGGGGGCUCACUCUGCUUCUGGAAGGUAGCAUCCAGAUGGGUUCAGGGAAGGGGUCUUCUCUCCUGCCAUGUUUUCGAGGGCCUUGUUCUUUCCGCGUUUUAACAUCAUGCGGAUGGACUCCGCGAAGCUCGGCCGGCCUCGUUCUUCUGGUCUGUGACAGGAGGGACUGGCUCCGAUGGCUUCUGUGCCCACGUGGCUCACAGCGCUCCCUGGCUUUCGGGACCCCCAUCGGCCCUCUCGUGUUGCUGGCUUUGCGAGCCUCUUCCCGGCCUGCACUCGGUGGGAACCAGCGCUCAUCACGCCCGCGUCUGCCAUCAGACCUGGCGACCCUGGCGACGGCGCGGGGCACACCUCGCUUCCUUUCGGGGACAGGAAAGUUGCGCACCGACUUCCAUUUUCUGGAGCGUUGCCAGUCGAAGGGCAUUGCCGUGUAGCUUCUCUCUCGUCCACUGUGCUGCCUCACACGCUUAGUUCAAGAUGCUCUUUUCAGAACCUCUUCCUGCUGCUGCUCCGGGUCACUGGCUAGAAACUAGCUUACCCGAGGCUGCAGCCGCUCACCUGCAGCCCCCCUGCCGUUCCUCUUCACUGGCUGGCAACCUGGAGAGUCCGAAGGAAACGGGCCUCUCGGUGGUCUGCUGAGGUUACAGGAAACGAAUUCUGCGGCUCUUCUCUGCUGGUGGAAACAAACGGGUGCCAAGCCAUGCCUACAGAGGUGUCGCCAAUAAUUCUCGUCUUCGGGCGUUGGAGCCCUGGAUUCUGGUGCUGUAGCUCCUGGUGCCAAAGUCUGGAUCUUUCCACAUUGCAGCAGCAUCAACACCUGCCACUCCCCAGAAUGCUCUGUGGAAGGGGGGGACAGCUGUGGUGCCCUCUUGCUGAGGGCUGCUGUCUUAAAAAUCUGAGUGCAAUAGGGUUUGAUUGUAACGAUUAUUUCAGGAUAAAUACUGUGUUUCCUUACUCUGCAUACUUUCUAGAACCGUUAUAAAAUAGAUUUUAUUUUUAAGUGUCCUCAGCAUUGCAGACGAUACCAUGUAUAAUAGCAAACGAAGGCUGGAGGCUCGGUUCCUCUGGGUUUCAAGUGGCUGGCAAGGCCGGCUCUCAAAUUCCAAAGUUCGAAGGCCCCUUUCUGAAAAGCCACCUGUGUGGGACCAUCUGGAGCUCACAGUCAGGGGUCCUGGAGGAAACUUUCACCAAAUAGGGGAGACCUAGUAAUUAAAUAGCUGUCCGAUCAGCCAAACAGCCCUGCUGUCCCAACCGACAGACCCACUUUCAGUGCCUCUAACUCCAGCUCUUACUGGCCGGCCGCUAGCUGCGGGAGGGCUCCCGGGCGCCGGUGCCCAGAGCUGCGCGGCUGGAGAACGCAUGCGAGGCGGCUGAAGGCCAGAGGCCACGCUCUCACAUCGGGCACUCAAACCACCCGAGGAAGCUGUAGGGGUGGCAGGCGAGGAAGCCGUGGCUGUUUCUGCUUUAGCCUGACAGUGAGCCAGCGCGGGCGGGAGGGGAUCUGCAGCGGGGCCCGCCGCUCCGGCCUCGGUCCCCGGCGAGUCCGCACAGAAAUCCUCCCCCUCCUCCGUUAUCUAGGACCCGGGACCCUGGGGCAGAUUUAGUGUGGUGGGUCAGUGGCAAGCGCUACCCCUGCCCAGUAAGGAACGGGGACCCAGAGCCUCUGUGGAUGUGGGGUUUGUUGUUACUCUGACAGGACUGCUUGGGAAGAGCUGCUUUUAGGGAUUAUCUUUGGACAACCCCCGGGGGGACCCAGGGUUCUCCUCGAAGCCUCACAGCCAAGACCAUAGGAAAGGGGCCCUAUUUUCCUGCUGCUUCACAGCUCAGAACAUGUACUGAAAGGAAUGUAUUUUUAAGAGAAUAAAGUCUAUUUUUUUGUAUUUUAAAGACUGGGAGGGCUGGGAGAGCGGCCCUCACAAAACUGUCGAUGCGUCAGAGACCCCUCUGCUGGGGGGCGCCGGCUCGCAGUCCCCGAGUCCCUCUGCUCGUUCCGGCAGGCGCUCUGGCCUCAGCCCUGCCCCUUGGAGUCUAGGUGCGGCAGCUUCUACGUUCCUGCUCCAAGCCUGGGACCAAGGAGGCCGGACCCUGUUGCUGGAAACCAGGGCGACGCCAUGAGCGGGGACUCGGGGCGCCUUGGGUGCAUGUGUAUAGUGGAGGCUGCCUGUGUGCACGGAUCCUCGGGCUCGAAUGCUGGCUGCUGGCUCUGCUGUUGGCUCUGCGGCACAAUAUGUAACCAAUAAAGCUCCCUAGUUUCCAUGUG
Neogale vison (American mink) is the source of this 7283-nucleotide messenger RNA. RefSeq names its product leucine zipper protein 1 (gene LUZP1). NCBI's taxonomy places the organism in Eukaryota, Metazoa, Chordata, Mammalia, Carnivora, Mustelidae. The record is from RefSeq and is a predicted model, not a curated record. The transcript is spliced from 4 exons. Bases 315 to 3527 code for a protein of 1070 amino acids.